Messenger RNA from Trichoderma breve, 990 nucleotides. RefSeq names its product alpha/beta hydrolase fold domain-containing protein. NCBI's taxonomy places the organism in Eukaryota, Fungi, Ascomycota, Sordariomycetes, Hypocreales, Hypocreaceae. The transcript has 3 exons. The record is from RefSeq and is a predicted model, not a curated record. The coding region runs from base 1 to 990 and encodes 329 amino acids.
AUGGCUGGAAUAAGGCCCAUUCCUUUGAGAAUCGCGCUCGCUCUGAGCUUUCCAAUUACUGCUUGGGCCCACAAUCCUACAGUCGAAUGGAUCAAAUGCCCGGUCGGUGUUACCAGCCCUGUUGAAUGUGGACAGAUCCAAGUACCGUUGGAUCACGCAACUCCUGAUGGAGAGACUAUUACUCUUAGUCUCACCCGUCUUCAAGCUACUAAUCCAGGCUGUGGUCCCAGGCAAGGGCUGUACAUAGAAAAUGGCGGGCCUGGCGAACCAAACGUGCAAACACCAUCCCAGCUCGCAAACGCACUGUCUACAGGAGGCAACUUAAGGCAUUGGUUGCCAUUGGUGCAAAAUUUUGACAUCAUCGGCGUAGAUAUGAGAGGAACUGGUAGGAGCAAUCCAGUUCAAUGCGACAAAGAUCUGUACACCAAGGUGCAGUGGCCAAUGAUUAAAGAUCAUCAAACUUACGACGAAACAAUGGCAAGAGCUAAAGAAUGGGGGGAGACCUGUGUCAACAUGACUGGUCCCUUGAUAAACCAUUUAGGGACUGAUCAGGCUAUUCACGAUUACGAAAUGGUUCGACAGGCCCUCGAACACGACAAAUUCAAUUAUUUAGGUCUUUCCUACGGCACACAGAUUGGAUCUGAGUAUUCAGAUAUGUACCCAGAUCACGUUGGUCGAAUGGUGUUGGAUGGUGUGACUAAUCGUCACAUGCAUGAAGAGGACCGGAUGACGACUUUCGCGGCUGGACUCGACGCCGUCCUUGCCGACUUUUUCAGAUGGUGUAAUGCAACAACAACAUCUGCACUUUACGGCCGAGAUCAGGCUGCUAUACUAGAUUGGAUAAUUGACACAGCGGCAAAAGGGCAAUUGUUCUCGACGGGUUGCAAUGACUUACUCGGGGUCUGCGGCGAUGGUAGUGCAGUCUCCGACUGGCUCAUUAUGCUUGCCAUUGAGACUUCUUUAAAGAUCGGGAGUUAUUUUUCAGAAUAA